AUGGUAUUGGAGAUUGUAGUUGCUAACUCUUUUACUUCUGUACAACCAGCUUGUCAUGAUGAUGAAAGCUCUGCCUUGAUGCAGUUCAAGGAUAGCUUUGCCAUUCACAAAUCUGCUUCUCUGUGUGAUCCUAAGGUUCUGCAGUGGAAAUCUCAUGGAGUAAAUUCAAGCAAUUGCUGCUUAUGGAAUGGAGUCCAAUGUGAUGGCAAGACUGGUCAUGUGAUUGGACUCGAUCUUAGUAGUAGCUGUUUAUUUGGCUCUACCAACUCUAACAGCACCCUUUUCAAUCUUGUUCACCUUCAGAGCCUGAACCUUGCUGAUAAUGAUUUCAAUUCCUCUGAAAUUCCUGUUGCUGUUGGUAAACUUUUGGGCCUUACUUACCUCAACCUCUCUCAUUGUUUUUUUUGGGGUCAAAUUCCUCUAGAAAUUUCACACUUGUAUAAGUUAUCACAUCUUGACUUGUCUUUCAAUCACAAUGAAAAUGUUCACUCAAUAAUUUCAAAAUUUAGAAGUCCCAAUUUAGGUAGCUUACUACAAAACCUAACUAAUUUAGAAGUACUUGAUCUCAGUGGAGUAGAUUUAUCAUCCAGGGUACCUGAUUAUCUUGCUAAUUUUACUUCUUUGACAUAUAUAAUGCUUUCUGAUUGUGAGUUGCAGGGUGAAUUUCCUUCUGGAGCUUUUCAAUUGCCAAACCUUAGAAUUCUAGAUGUAAGUUCCAAUGGCAAUCUCAAGGGCUAUAUUCCUGACUUCCACCAUAAAAGUCCUCUUAAAGAAUUGAAACUUGGUGGAAGUGGGUUUUCUGGUGGCUUACCUUCUUCAAUCAAAAUGCUUGACUCAUUGGAUCUAUUAGAUUUUCAGGACUGCAAUUUUUCAGGACCUAUUCCAUCUUCACUAGGCAAGCUUACCCAACUUACUUUUCUAGUCCUUUCAGAAAACAGUUUUAGUGGUCACAUUCCGCGUUCUUUUCAAAAUCUUACCCGCCUCACUAAAUUAGUUCUUCGUUAUAACCCACUAUUUGGUCCAAUCCCAUCAUUAUCUAACCUUACUAAUUUAAACCUCCUAGAUUUUUCAGAUAACCAGUUGCAUGGUCGUGUUCCACAAUCGUUAUCUAACCUCAUGAAUCUUGAGACUCUUUAUCUCCAUUCUAACAAAUUAAAUGGCGCUUUGGAAUUUGACAUGUUUUUCAGAAUGAAAAGUCUUGCAUACCUCGAUCUAGGUAGAAAUAAUUUAUCGCUACUUUUUAGCAAAGGAAACAAAAAUGUAACGAGCUCAAAAUUCAAGCUUUUAGCACUCGAGUCAUGCAACUUAAGUGAAUUCCCAUAUUUUAUUAGGCAUCAAAACGAGCUGGAGCGGUUGUCACUUGCUAAAAACCAGAUCUGCUGUGAAAUACCUAAAUGGAUGUGGAAGACAAGCAUAGACACUUUGGUCAGCUUCAGCAUUGAGGACAACUUGCUAACAGGCUUUCUGCCUGUAGCUCUUCCGUGGGUUAACUUACUUACAUUUGGUGUUUCAUUUAACAGGUUGCAAGGAACACUACCGAUUCCUCCACCAUCCAUUGUGUUCUAUAACGUGUCAAAUAACCUACUUAGUGGAGAAGUUCCAAUUAUGUUUUGCAAUCUGAGUUCUCCUUACAACCUUGAUUUGUCUAAUAACACAUUGGAUGGGAAUAUUCCAGAGUGUUUGGGAAACUUAAGCAGUACCUUGUAUGUGCUAAAUUUAAGAAACAACUUCUUUAAAGGCAUCAUUCCAAAAAUAUGCAACAACAAGGCAAGUAACUUGAGAAUAAUUUAUCUUAGUUAUAAUAAGCUGCAGGGGCAGCUGCCAAGAACAUUAUCCAACUGUAAGAUGCUUGAAGGUAUUGUUGUCUCCAACAAUCAGCUGAGUGACGUUUUUCCAUCUUGGUUGGGGUCCCUUCCAGUCUUGAAGCUUCUCAUACUACAACACAACGGGUUCUACGGUGUAAUUGAGAAACCUAAAGGUUAUAUCGGGUUCCCUGAGUUGAGAGUGCUUGAUAUCUCUUUCAAUAAUUUCACAGGUGAGUUGCCAUCUCAUUACGUUUCCAGUUGGAAUGCUAUGAAGGCCAUCGAUCCCCAUCCUUUUACAUAUUUGGGUGUGAUAUUUAAUUUUACUGUUCCGAAAACUGCACUGUACCAAGAUAAAAUUCGUUUUACAAUCACAAUUACAACCAAAGGGGUGAAUAGAUACUAUGGAGCCAUCCAAGAUAUCUUUGCUUUUAUUGAUAUGUCAAGCAAUAAAUUUGAAGGAGAGAUUUCUACACUUUUUGGGAAUCUAAAGUCCUUUCGCUCCUUAAAUCUCUCAAACAACAUGCUCACUGGUUGCAUCCCAUCGUCGUUGGGGAAUUUAACGGAACUUGAAUCAUUGGACCUUUCUCAAAACAAUCUUUCCGGAGAGAUUCCUCAACAGUUAAAGCAACUUAUGUUCCUUGCAAGCUUCAAUGUAUCAUACAACAAGCUUACAGGGCCUAUACCUCAAGGGAACCAAUUCAGUGCAUUCGAGAGCAGUUCAUUUGAGGGAAACCCAGGAUUGUGUGGAGAUAUAUUGUUUAAGAAAUGUGGUGAUUUAGAGCCCUUGUCACUGCCUCCUUCAGCUUUUGAAAAAAAUGAUGAUUUAGAGUCUAUGUUCAAAUUAGAUUGGAAAUUUGUGUUGAUAGGAUUCGUGAGUGGGCUGGUUGUUGGAGUAGCUCUUGGCGACAUGGUGAUCAUAAGGAGGCAUGGAUGGUUGGUUAAGAUGCAAUGCAAAAGGAGAAGGCGAAGGAGAUAUCAAAGAAAUUGA
Molecule: messenger RNA, 2793 nt
Organism: Ziziphus jujuba (common jujube)
Lineage: Eukaryota; Viridiplantae; Streptophyta; Magnoliopsida; Rosales; Rhamnaceae
Product: receptor-like protein 7
Exons: 1
Coding region: 1-2793 (930 amino acids)
Molecular function (GO): protein binding
Source: RefSeq, a predicted model, not a curated record